ACCUUCAUAAACAUUCCUCCCGUCGAGCAGUUUAAUUCGAGCAGUGAAACCGUGCGGACGUGUUGUGUGUUGUUGUUGCGGCAUUUCACAGUGUGAAGUAGUAGCGAAUGUUGUGCGGUGGCUGAUCGUUGGCGUUGUGUGUCUGUAUAUCAUCCGUGCCUACACGAGUGCGUGUGUGUGUAUGUGUGUACGUGUAUAUGUGUAACCGGCCGGGGAUUUCGAGUGCGGUGCGUUUAAGUUUUUUUCGGUUGGUGGGUUUUUAGUUUUACGAUCACCGUCCGGAGACACCAUCUGUUCCCGAGCCGAAGGUGAUUCCUUGGGUUUGUGGAAGAUUAGUAGCAGAAGAAGAAAAAAAAACGAACAACAACGAUCCAACGACCUGAAUUACAAGACACACCCCUCUUGCUCGCGGUCGUACGGUAUCGGAAGCGGCACAUUUGUUCUCCCUCCCCCCGCAUCGCGUCAACCGGCACCCGGUGACGACUGUUCCGCCGAUCCCCGAACCCGUCCAGCAAAAACCGCCCAGAGAGCCGUGGGGAGAAAGAGGCGCGCGGAACGUCAUCCCGUCGAAACGGAAAGAGCAACAGCAAGGCAGGAGAAGGCAGGCCGGAAACCGGCUUGGCACAAGCGAGACACAGCCGCUGCGACAAGACCGCCCGGGCAACCACCACCAGCGGGGGUACCAUUUUCCGGAGGGAGUGCGUCCAACAGCCAAUGGUUUAAAUGGACGCUACAUCCAUCAUUACGCAGGUGUCGCGGGAUGACGAACAGCAACUGAACAGCAGCUAUCCGAACGAAAAAGUCAACAAUGUAGAUAGGCUAAAACCGCCCAAUCGUGGUUUCCUGGAGACGCUCUUUUGCUGCUGGCGGAAUGGGCGAACGAAAAGCAAUCAGAGCGGGACGCCGAUCGAUGGUUCGAUUACGCCACCUCCGAUCCAGGGCCAGCCCCGGUAUCUGCUGCCCCAGGUCCGACCUUCCGACACGUACAAGAAGUGCAUGGUGAUAGACUUAGAUGAAACCCUAGUGCAUAGCAGUUUUAAGCCAAUUCCAAACGCGGAUUUCAUAGUGCCAGUGGAAAUCGACGGUACCGUACAUCAGGUGUACGUCCUGAAGCGGCCGCACGUCGACGAGUUCCUGAAGAAGAUGGGCGAGCUGUAUGAGUGCGUCCUGUUUACGGCCUCGCUGGCCAAGUACGCCGAUCCGGUGGCCGAUCUGCUCGACCAGUGGAACGUGUUCCGGGCGCGAUUAUUUAGGGAAUCUUGCGUCUUCCACAUGGGCAACUAUGUGAAGGAUCUGAACAAGCUAGGGAGAGAUUUACAGAAGAUUGUUAUUGUUGACAACUCGCCCGCCAGUUACAUAUUUCACCCGGAUAACGCUGUGCCAGUGAAGUCAUGGUUUGACGAUAUCAACGACUCAGAGCUGCUCGACCUGAUACCACUGUUCGAGAAGCUGAGCAAGGUCGACUCUGUAUAUAGCGUACUGUGCAACUCGAGCUCACUGUCCCAGCUGCCGACGUCCAUGUCGCACCAGAACCAGCAGGAGCUGCAACAGUCACAGCAGCAGCAGCAGCAACAGCAGCAGCAGCAACAACUACAGUCGAAUUCGUCCGAUGCGAACAAUACGUAACAUUGGCAACAAAUGUUUAUCAACAUCGUAUGAUUCGUGCACGAUGCUGCCGGCCGGUACAGUGAACGCAGGAUAAAGGAUUAGAAGAGGAGCCAGGGGUUCAGUGGUAUAGGAGCAGAAGAAAAUGAAAGGAGGGAAUACGUUUUCAAUCGGCCACGGGAGCACCGAUGUGUGUGUGUCAUCCUCCAGCGGUUAAUGCAUGCGUCCCGUAUUUCUUUCUCCCCCUCCGGAAAGGGGAGAAAACACGCAAACAAACUAAACGAUAUAUGCAGCAAUCGUUUCGAUUGAUGGAUAGGGAAAUUUCACACGAGGACGACGACGGAUGGACGAUUAAACACUAUACACACACACACGCGCGUAGCCGCUGGAACAGGAAGGAGAGCAGUUGAUCGUUGAUUAACUUUGUUAUUCUUUUUUAAUAUUAUUAAUAAUAAUAUAAUUUGGUACUAUACAAACACAUAGUGCUCCAGGACACUCCAACAAAACAAACACACGGACACAGAAUAACCUGUGAAAGCAAAACUAUUUUACAGACACAACACGUUCUCACAGUGCAGUAAUCACAAACCCAGACACACACACACACCUGAUUUGUUGGCACGUGUAUCGCGUGUAUAGAAAGCCUAGGUAACAUUAUUUUAAAAGCCCUUUCCCCUACUGUUUUGUUUAUCAAUUCAAAUCUGGCACUGUGCAAGCGGAGCCCCGGAAGAUUGUGCAUGUUUCCUUUAAACUCUACUACUCGAUAAAAGGGAAGGAGAGCGUUUCGUUCCUAGAGCGGCUCUCUCUCUCCUUCCACAACACGACACAAACACACACACACACGUAUGGUUGCAAUAAGAAGCGUUUUUGUUUGUUUUAAUUUUAUUAUUUUAUUGUCCCCAUCCAUGGUAAUAAUAUAAAUCAUCGUUUUGUACACGCUAAACUGUGUAUGUAUGAUACGAUGGAGGAAUGAAUUAGCAGAUUAGUAUGUAAUAAAUUUGUAAUCGCGUAAAGCAAACGCAAAACGACAGCAGCCACAAAACACAGUGUACACAACACAAAACGUAUUAAACACACAUACACACAUAUACACACGAUAGAAACGUGUGCAGCCGACCACACCAUGUACACCCAUCCAUGUAGAAGAAGCAUUAGGCAAAAGGCGAAGGCAUCGUACGAUUUUAUAGUUCAAUACUUUAGCUUUUUACCGUCGAUCAAAUACACGCGCAGAGAGAGAUAGAGAGCGCAAGAGCCUGUGCAAAGGUGGUGCAUCAUUUAGGCUCGAAGAUUUAUAUAUGUAUACACAUUAAAAGGCGAAAAAAUACACACACACACACACACACACACACACACACACACACACACACACACACACACACAAUGAGGAGAGCAGCCAUUCUAGACCGUGAGACGAAUUGAUCAUAAUCAUAGCGAGAACGAGUGGGCAAAAAGAGGAUAGAGAAAAAAUACCGUAGCUGAGUAGUGAUGAAAAUCGUGACCCCGUGUACAAUUUUGUAUUGCAAAAAUGAAGUAAGAAGCAAAUUAAUAGUGUUUCUAUCUAGAAAAAGGAAAAUCAUGGAGGCAUAUUUAGUAGAACGACACAAAUAGAAGAAAAAUGGAACAAAACUCUAUCAAAUCAAUCAAGAACAACACAACCAGAGUAGCAGAAAGUGGAAAGUGGCGGGUAGGAAGAAAGCUGGAAAUGCUGCCGGAAAAGGAAAAGAUGUCCAAAACCAAACUAUAGCUGUACAGUUUUAUAUUGCGAAGGAAAUGCUUCAAAAAUGAAAAAAAAAAUGCCAUUUACCCGUUAGAACGAGAACCGGAAAGAUGUAGAGAGGUAAAAAGAGAAAAGAGAGUAAGGAAUUGACAAAAAAAAAGUGGAAUUCGAGAGCUCUAGAGAACUUCUGCAGCGAGGAAUCAGUCAUAUCGGAUAGAUGCUUUUGCGAUCGUCAAGAUUGAUGCGGGCGAGUAGAUGAAAGCAACACUAAUUGUUUGUUUAUGGUACCUUUUCUUUCUGGAUUUUGGUUUUGCGACACUCCCUUGACCCUUUCUUAUGGGAAGUGAACUUUGUAUGUUGGGAAUCGGACUCUAUGACAUUCUUGUUGGACAAACUUAUUGGAAAUUCCUGUUAGAUUUCUCCGCAAGGGUGCUAUAGAGCCCAACUCCCAUGACGUACAGUUCAUUUCCGGUAGGAAAGAUUCAAUCAAAUGUCCCACUCCUAUGAGAAUUCCUGAAAACCCCGUAUGUAAGGACAUAUCAAAUUUUGUAUGUGUCUUUUUCCUCAUUUCAUGAAAAGCCUGUUUUAUACUAAUGUUUUGCCUUUUCAUUGGCCUUUUUUUUAUACUUUUGCACAGGCCCUGUUACUGGUCGUCCUGAUGCCAUGUUGUGGUACAUUUAUUUUUUUAGGUAAACAAUGUUUCGAUACUAUUUUACCGUCUUUAGCAAACCAAGAAAGUGUUCUAACACAGGGUUAUUGCAUACUACAAAUAGCAAAGGCAUAUUUCACUAUCAUACUUAGGUACUACCUAGCUUUCUUGAUCGGUGGACCACCCUUUGGCAGAAAUCCUCUUGUUUUUUGACUGCAAGACUGAAAAACGUGUGCGUGCUGAAAGAAAAAAACAAAAACAGAAAGUAAUGCAACUAUUUUCGACAUCACGUGUGGCAUUCAAGGAAGCUAAAAAUGAACCUAGAACCGUUUACACUAAGCGAACAAAAAGGAAACACACAGAAGGGAAUACAAUUAUGUACACCUACCUCUAAGCGCUAAACUAAAUUGCUACAACUAUUACUACCACAAUGCGCCACACAUCAUUAAAAAAAACUAUGAGCCUUUUUCGAUUCCGUUACGGGCAUUACAGGGUUUUCCAGGAGUUCUCAUAUCUGUGGGACACUUUAUUGACUCUUUUCAUUGAUGAAAUUAAGUCAAUGUAAUGGGAAUAGCACUCUAUAGCACCUUGUUUGGACAAAUCUAAUAGGAAUUCCAACGAGCCUGUCCGAUCUCCAGUUAGAGUCCAAUUUCCAACAUAAUAAGUUCACUUUUCAUAAGAAAGUGUCAAGCGUCAAGUGUCCCACAACUAUGAGAACCCCUGGAAAACCCUGUACUUACUGCUGGAUGCUUCUGUACAUACUAAUCCCGCUAAAACAAACAAACAAAACAGAAACCCAUUGCCUUGCACCUUUGCUAACGCUUUUAAACAUUUCCAGUCGAGUUUUGCUCUUUUACGCAUGCCAGGGAAUAUACAAAUCAUUUGCCUACUAUACCUUUCUUUUUUGUUGUUUUGCCAAAGCGCUACAGCUUUUUCCGCAAAGUUGCUUAGUUCCGUUUGGAGUGUGAAGAAAGGAGUUUGCGCAAAAAAAACAUUGUUGCCGAAAAGAACCACCCAGUAAAUAGGAAUUGAAAAAAGAGGAGAGCUUUUGUUUUCUAUGUAUAGAACGAAGCAAAACUAACUCACGCUUGCACAGGAAAACGAAAAAAAUGAGACAAAACAUGGUAAAAAAAAGCUUAGCCGCAGGCGUAGGGAAGAUGCAGUGAAACAAAUCCUACUAACUCCGGAUACAAUAUGGAGAACAAUAUUUUUGUAUACACGUGUACUUCAGCAGUUUGGCAAAUCCAGCAUAUGGGCGGGGGGAGGGUUUUGAUACGAAGGAAACACCGACAGAUCCAGAUCCGUUUCUCAUACACGUAAUAUUUGGCCAUAUAAAAACAAGCUUAUUCGAAUAUAUGUAAAAUUCAAGCGCCUCUUUCCCUCGUAUCACUGUAUCACCAACGUCCAUGGUACUCUUUACAGGGUAGGAAUGAUGUAAAGACGGUCAGUCAGUCUUGAAGGAAGAGCCGCACACCUCACCAAGAAAAAAAAAGAACAGGGACCCACAGAAACGAACAAUUUCGUCUUAAAGCUCAGUAAUAUGGACCUCUGUGUGCGGGUGUGUGUAUGGGCGCGAGUUUUAAAUUAGACGACACAUGAUGAUCGGCAUAAGACUAGUCCCCUUCUCUCUCUCUCUCUCUCUCCCUUGGAUAGCCGACCGGAGAGAUAAAUGGCCAGAAAUGAAAAAUGAAACGAAAAAGGUGGAAUAUUAUACAAAUAAAUAUAGGGAAAAAAGGAACCAGCAAGCCCAAAAUUGUGUGUAGAAAAUCGAAAACCAUCCUAAGCUGUGUGUAUAUUGUAAAACACAAAGAAGAAGUAACAAAAAAAAAAAACAAUGUGCAUGUGUGUUUGUGGUGUAACUCGCUGUAACAGAGGAAGCAAUGAAACAGCAAACAAACAAACAAACCAACAAACAAGGAUCAGAAAAUGUGUGUAUUGUAUAAACAAAAUAGUAAAAGCUAACAAACAAACACAUGAAAGAUGAAAAUCAGAGAGACAAUUGUAUCCCGAUGGAAAAAAAAGAGAAUGGACAACACAAAAAAGAUAAAAAAACAAACAACCUGCUGUACGAUUAUAUUAUAUACACGUAACAAUAUAAAGGGAAAAACAAACACCAAAAAACACACACACAAUACACACCAGUGUGUGCGUGAGUGUGUGCGUUUGCGAAUGCAUGUGUUUUAUUCUACUUCUUUUAGCAAUUCACAUUCUUUUUUGUUCUUCCUUUUGUGCGGUUUAUUUGUUUUUGUUUCUGUUUGUUUUUUGUUUCUGAGGUGCGCUUUCAAACAAAAAAGAAAAGAAAAUAUGUUGUUUGUUUAGUUUUAGUUUCUUUUUUUAUUUUGUUUUUAAAUGUUCACACUAGGAAAUGACCAUAAGACGUAUAAAGGAAAAAAAGAAACGAAGAAAGUUAAAGUAAUAUAGUAGCUUAGCCACAAAAAAAAAAAACAAGCGAGCAAAGUGUGUAAAACAACAGCGUGUGUGUGUGUAGCGUACCUAGAGGUAGUAGGAAUAAAGCUUUCCUUUUUUUUAAAUAAACGCAAAAACACGCAAAUUUAAUACAGCUUUUUGUUUACAAAAGCAUUGGUAGCAAGACGAAAAAACAGAAAAGAAACAGUGAAAUAGGUAAAAGAGGAGCAAUCAUUUAAAUCAUCUUAAUUGCUUACCCCCUUCCUUCUAGUGUUGUUAACUAAUGAUUACGAGUGAGCCUUUUCGAGAAGCGUCAUGUAAUGUUAUUUAACGCGUUUUGGGUUUGUUUUGCUUUGUUUUUUCGUUUGCCACGGGAAUAAGUAUAAAUAUUUACGUUUUCCCCCCACAGUCGAUUAUUCUAAUUAAUGAGCAAGUAGCGUUUUCUAUCCAUUAUGAAAGUUAGAUAGGUUAAGCGUGUGAAUGAUAUGAGGGCAGUAGGCGUCGAUUGCGAUGCGAUGAGGGAAAAGGACAUUUUCUUCCCUAAGCCUACUUCUGUUGCCAAAUACUAAUGCAGAACAACAGAAUGGUGAUGCUGACACACACACAAACACACUUCUUUAGUCAUAGAACACACCAACAAACACACACGUACACACGCCAAACGCUACAUGAAAAGCGUGACAUAUGAGUUAUUUAUUUUGUUCAAGUUCAGUCAUUUUUGUUUAGUCACGCUGUUGUGAUCAGAUUAGAACCGAAUCGAUAUUUGUUGGUUGCGUUUUUUUGUUUUUUUUUUUUUUAAUAUUUUGUGUUUGUUUAUCUUUUGUGUAAAUUACUUUAUAAAGUUUCACAUAAAUCAAAUUUAUGAAUAAAAUAAAAAAAAACAGGCAUUUAUGUAUUUGCGCAGCACAAAAGAACAACACAUACACAAAAACACACAUAUUCAAGAAAGAGAUGAAAACGAAAAGAAAAAUAAAACGAUUUUACAAACACAAUAACGGGCAAAGGAGAGAUAAAACAGCUCAACAGAAAGCAGAAAAUCUCUACAAGCCAUUCCAACAACAACAACAACAAUGGGCAAAGUGGAGCAAAAUUCCCCUCCCCUGUGUUGGGGAGGGGAGGGGGGGGAACAACUCAGAGGCACUGGCACAGACAGAAGAUUAUCAUGAAGCAUUAUUAGUUAACUUAUAGCAGCAAAACCGAGGAACUAUAUUUAGCGCGAGCAAAGUGUGUGAAGGGGCAUACGUAUUAAGAAGGUAACAAAACAACAAAAAAAAAACAAUACAAAUCAGCACAGAAAAAAUAAUAAGAUGCAUGAAUAGGGAAGAAUAUCCAAGCUGUUUCAGUCAGAAAUGCGAACCUCAGUGUUGGUAGGAAGUUAAACAGUGGAGAAAAAAAAAACAUUCACCAGAUGCUGAGAUGGCAAAACAAAAAGUGGAAGUGAAAAAGUGAAAGUGAAAAACAGGAGGAUGAUUUAAUAAUAAUAUAUUGUCACAUUUCGUAAUCAA
Molecule: messenger RNA, 7882 nt
Organism: Anopheles coluzzii
Lineage: Eukaryota; Metazoa; Arthropoda; Insecta; Diptera; Culicidae
Gene: hzg
Product: phosphatase Herzog
Exons: 6
Coding region: 724-1626 (300 amino acids)
Molecular function (GO): RNA polymerase II CTD heptapeptide repeat phosphatase activity
Source: RefSeq, a predicted model, not a curated record